AUGGGUCUUGUAAAGCUCUUGCUCAAAGCGAUCCUCAUCCCGAUUAUUGUCCUCAUUGUCAUUGCUGUUGUUAUUUUCCUCCUCGUCAAAAUGCGUCUAGACCGCAAAAAGAAAGAAAAGGAACUCGACAAGUCUUUCCAGCCACCUCCUAUACAGCAAUGGGUGCCGUACACCCCAGUCCAACAACCGGCCCCGGCAUAUGUCAAAACACCGGGGGAGAUGGAGCAAGGAAUUGGACACAGACAGUCUUAG
Penicillium griseofulvum is the source of this 252-nucleotide messenger RNA. RefSeq lists its product as uncharacterized. The record is from RefSeq and is a predicted model, not a curated record. Bases 1 to 252 code for a protein of 83 amino acids. NCBI's taxonomy places the organism in Eukaryota, Fungi, Ascomycota, Eurotiomycetes, Eurotiales, Aspergillaceae. The transcript has a single exon.